Molecule: messenger RNA, 2411 nt
Organism: Strongylocentrotus purpuratus (purple sea urchin)
Lineage: Eukaryota; Metazoa; Echinodermata; Echinoidea; Camarodonta; Strongylocentrotidae
Exons: 5
Coding region: 25-1908 (627 amino acids)
Biological process (GO): signal transduction
Source: RefSeq, a predicted model, not a curated record
UCAAAACUGAAUGAAGCUGCCACCAUGGACGCACAGCAAAACCUGACGGUAAAGCAAAAGGCGAUGGUCGAAGCUCAUUGCCAUGGGAUCGAUGAAUUUCUGGCAAAAUUCAAAGAAAGUCAAAAAUUAGAGGCUGUUACCUUCAUCGAUGAUCGGAACAUACUCGGCAUGAUCUACCAUCUGAAAACUGGGGACGCCAAAUCGGCCAUUCUCAAAUACUUGGUCUCUUAUGAUGAAAUCUUUGAGAUAUUUACGCUGGUUUGGAAGAGCCGUGUAAAAGCAAACAUCUCCACUUUCCUCAACUCACAGACGUUGUGGACUUUCUCGUAUAGUAUUAGCAAUCUAACGGAUUGUUCGGAAGAGUUGUGCUAUGCCUUUGGCGAGAAGGGUCUUCUAACUUUGCUCUUUCACGAUCUCAAGACGGGAACUCUCGGCGACAGGCACAUCAGUUACGCACUGACGAUCAUCUACAACUGCUGCUGGAAAGUUUCCGAGAACAGAGUGAUAUGUCAGGAGUUCGUUGAUACCCUCCAGGAGUGUUCACAAUCGAAGAACCCAGAGAUCCAGGCCGAUGCCUUCUUGGCGCUUUCCUACAUCGUCGACAAAUCAGAAGUUCAUAAGAUAUCCCUGAAUGAACCGUGUCUGAAGUUCCUCCUGUUGACACUUAAGUCAGCCAUGAGUGAACCAGGUCGCCGGUUUCACGGCUACUCGACACUCGAGGUCCUUCAAGGCCUCAACCAGCUGGCCAUCAACGACUGCAACAAGCUUCUCAUCGUAAAACUUAGUGGGAUAGACGUCCUGGAGCGAAUCUUGAUGGAAGAAGGAUCGAGCAACGAAGAAAAGCGUUGGGCUGCCCGAGGAAUAUGGCAACUGGCUUUCAAAGAAGAGAACAAAGUCAAGAUACACCAACGCACAACACUCCUCAACGCGCUGGAGAAGAUUAAGGAAACGACUGAAGAUUAUGAUAUCAAGGACGCCUGCUCGGGUGCACUCUUCGUCAUCAAUGACGUGUUGGACAUCGAUGACGAGUUCAAGGGUCACAUCCCUACACGUGGAGAUGGUGGUCACAGUUCGGUGAAGAAUGAGGUAUCGUCUGGUCAUGUGGAGGGUCAUAUUAUGAUUAGCUACCAGCAUGCGAGCCAGGAGCGAAUGCUGCAAGUCAAGUGCCAUCUUGAAGAAUCUGGAUACAACGUAUGGAUGGAUGUGGACAAAAUGAAAGGUGACAUACUGGAUUCCAUGGCCAAGGCAGUCCAGAGAGCUUCGGUCGUACUGGUUUGCAUGAGUCAUAAAUUCAAAGAGAGUCAACACUGCCGUACAGAAGCGACUUACGCCUACACUCUAAAGAAAGACAUAAUUCCCCUGAUGCUUCAGGAUCAAUUCACACCAGAGGACUGGCUCGGUGCCCUCAUGGGAAUGAAGAAGUAUUACCCUAUGUUUUCAGACGAUCUCAUGAGACAGUGCCUACCCGAUCUGGUCUCUGAGCUAAGCGAUAGAGGCAAACGUGAGAAACUAGAUCUGGUUUUGCCAUUGGAUGAUGAAGUCACAGGUGCAAGCAAUCCAACAUCCCAUGCUCAAAGGCAACGGGAUGGAACAGCGGAAGAUGCCGUAGACUGUAGUGGAGGAAACAAAGAUGACAAACCAACAGGCAAUGGAGACGAGGGGAAUUCCCGCUCGCAGACAACGGUAGAUCUGGGCAAGUGGGAUGAAAAAAAAGCGGGAGAAUGGCUGAGAUCGUAUGGCAUUGAUACGAGCAAAGAUAGUUCAAAGAAGGUAGAUGGCACCCGCUUGAAGCAGAUCAAGAAACUGCUAAAUCUAGCUCCAGAAUUUUGCCUGAAGUCUCUGAAAGACGAAUUGGGUCUUUGCUUAUGGGACGUCCUCGCGCUAGUAGAUGCGUUAGAGAAACUCUAAAUUUGUAGAGUUUUAGCAUCAUUCAUUAAUAGAUGCAAAUGCAAUAGAUGUACAUGCUGAGAGCAUUGCUAUGGGAGCAGUGGGGCGAGGAAAUGAGCACUGCCUUAGCCAUCACAAUAUUCAAAAAAAUGAUUCAAAGCAACGAACACUGGGACAUAAUAUUGAUGAACAAUCCGUUUGAUAAAAUUAUGCAUUAUAUAAACAACUAUCAGGACCAACUUGAUGAGCAAUUAAUUAAGCUAAUGGGCUGGUAUGAGAGGGGUUGUCAUAUUCUUGUGUGCACUCUAACUGUCAUAUUCCUUGACGCAUUUCUUUCAAAUUUUGUAUGGAGGCGUAUCUUGGUAUAAUCUACACCGUAUCGGGACACCUAAGAAGCUCAGAGGUAUUGGGCAAUAAAUAACGGUCAGAUGAGCAUAUUUUUAUACCUUUUUUGUGACACUCGCAGAACACAUAUAAGUGUUGGGUCCAGAGGGCGGAGCCCCAAGAAGCUCACAGGUUUUAUA